UCUCCCGCAUAAUGACAUGCCACAAGCUGCACCGAAGUCUUGUGGCAACUUCUUUAUUAGCGCCUUGUUUAAUUGGCGAGCAGCCUCAGAUCCAGCUCGGCACGGCGGCUGCACCACCGAAGUCUCCUUCCUUCAGUGAAGCAUAGCAUCUCUAGACACCCGUUCCCGUUCCCGUUCCCAGCCACCUCGCUCCCACUUCCUCUCCUUUCCUUCCGAGGAGAGAGCAGGGCGAGGAGAGCGGAAAGGAGGCUGCUUCGCGCAAGGCGACCGAGCAGUCGCGCCAGAUCUGGGCCGAGGAGAGGCUCGGAUUGGCAGGCCGGAGCAGGAGGGGGAAGAGAUGAAGUCGUCGCUGCGGAGCCGGCAGGAGCCGCGCCGGGUGAGCAACGGCGUCAUCAUCGGCGCCAUGCUGCUCUCCCUCUGCGUGCUCAGCAUCGUCAAGGCUAGAUACUGCGACACCCCCUUCGGCAAGGCUGAGGACCAGCUCCAGGAGCAGAUGAACUCCAGCAUCAGGAUGGAGACCGAGGAUUCGCCGGCCAGGACGCCGGGAGAGGAGGAGGAGGAGGAGGAAGAGGAGGUGACGAGCACGGCGCCAGCGGUGACCACGCCGGCCACCGCCGGCGCGGGCAAGGGGAAGUGGAAGCCGACGUGCUACAUGACGAGCAAGCGGUCGGAGCGGUGCGACGCGUCCGGUGACAUUCGGGUGGACGGGAACAGGUCCGCCAUCUACGUCAGCGGGAUGGACAAGGAGUGGAAGACCAAGCCGUACGCGCGGUACCACGACCCCGUCGCCAUGGCCUACGUCCGCGAGUACACCCUCAAGCCAUUCGCCGCCGGCGCGGACACGGCGCCGGCGUGCACCAAGAACCACUCGGUGCCGGGGUUCCUCUUCUCCAACGGCGGCUUCUCCGGCAACCUGUACCACGACUACACCGAUGCGCUGGUGCCGCUUUUCAUCAGCACGCACCAGUUCAAGGGCAAGGUGCAGUUCCUGCUCAGCGGGAUGAAGCCGUGGUGGGUGGCCAAGUUCAGCCUCUUCUUGCGGCAGCUCACCAAGUACGACGUCAUCGACGUCGACAACGACCAGGAGGUGCACUGCUUCCCCCGGAUCGUGGUCGGCGCCACCUUCCACAAGGACAUGGGCGUGGAUCCAAAGCGGUCCCCGGGCCACGUCUCGGUGGUGGACUUCAAGCGCACCCUGCGCCACGCGUUCGGACUGGAGCGCGAGGCGGCGUCCCGCGGCGGCGCCACAGGCCACGGCAAGCCCCGGCUGCUCAUCAUCUCCCGCCGCAACUCACGCCGGUUCCUGAACGAGCGCGAGAUGGCGCAGGCCGCGGCCGCCAUGGGCUUCGACGAGCGCAUCGUGGAGCCCGACCAGCACACGGACAUGACCACCUUCGCGCGGCUGGUGAACUCGGCCGACGUGAUGAUCGGCGUGCACGGCGCCGGCCUCACCAACAUGGUGUUCCUGCCCCGCGGCGCCGUGCUGAUCCAGGUGGUGCCGUUCGGCGGCCUCGAGUGGCUGACGCGGGUGACGUUCAAGGACCCGGCCAAGGACAUGGAGGUGAACUACAUGGACUACAACGUGCAGCUGGAGGAGAGCUCGCUGAUCGACCAGUACCCGAGGAACCACCUGGUGCUGACCGACCCGUACGCGGUUCACAAGCAGGGCUGGGACGCGCUCAAGACGGCGUACCUGGACAAGCAGAACAUCCGGAUGGAUCUGGACAGGUUCAGGAGCACACUGCAGGAGGCGCUCAACCGGUUGCCAUGACCGUCUUGUGAGCUCCAACUGCCCGAUCUGAAGGUGGGAGGUAGAUAGAGGUUUUCAGAUUUUGAGGCUUCAGAGAUGAACUCUGAGUCUCUUGACACUACUGGUGAGUAGCAGGGCCAGGGCAUGAACUAACCAAAGCCUAGUUUGCUCGCUGAGCCAAUCGAGUGCGGCCACGCCGACGAACCACACCUACUGCUAGCGGAUGAUGCCAUGACCGUGACGAUGCAAUGGGCAUUGCGGCAGCAGGAGGAGAAAGAGAAAGAGAAAGAGAGGAAGAACGGUUGGCUAAUCUGCCACGCCUAGUCGACGCGUCCCUUUCGUCGAACUGCGAUGCCGCCGAACUGUCUGAUAUAAGUUUGAUCUGAAAAGAUCAAAUUUUUAUAAGUUUUGAUUAACAAUUAGUCAUGUUAUACGUAUAAGUUUUAAUUAACAAUUAGUUAUAUUAUAUGUAUGUUUAAUGUAUAAAAGUUAUAUCAAUAAAUUUGUAUUUCAAAA
This is a messenger RNA of Phragmites australis (common reed), 2266 nucleotides long. Its product is annotated as alpha-1,3-arabinosyltransferase XAT2-like. NCBI's taxonomy places the organism in Eukaryota, Viridiplantae, Streptophyta, Magnoliopsida, Poales, Poaceae. Gene Ontology annotation, molecular function: glycosyltransferase activity. The record is from RefSeq and is a predicted model, not a curated record. The transcript has 4 exons. Bases 338 to 1771 code for a protein of 477 amino acids.